AUGCAUGGUGCUGCAUGUAAACUAGCAGGAUAUCGGCAUCAUGCUUCUCAGUUGUGCCUGAAGCAUUUUUGGUUCAUUGCCAUGAGGAAAGAGAUUGUCGCCUUUGGUAAGUGGUAUGACCAGCAGAUCGAGGUACGACCUUUGGCCACCAAGGCUCUCACAUCAUCAGUCCUCGCUGCACUUAGUAGUGUGGUUGCGCAAGUCAUCCGGCGGAAGGCUUCUAUCAGAGAAGUUGUGAGCUUUACUUUGCAGGCCGCUCCGCCAUUUUCACACUUCUGGUUCGAGCUUCUUGAAGCAAAGUUGGGGCCCGGGAAAGCAGCGCUGAAGACCACGGUGGACCAGCUACUUUUCCGCCCAAUUAUGAUUUGGUAUUGCUUUGUUUUUGGUGGUUUCCUUAGCGGCAAGCGUUGGACAGAGGUGAAGGACAAUUUGCACCGUAACUUUGCGAAGGUUGUGGUCAGCUCUUGGAAGGUGUGGCCGGCUGCAAUGUGGCUAACUCACAGGCAGCGCUGCCGGAUUUAA
Messenger RNA from Durusdinium trenchii, 522 nucleotides. The record is from the annotation of a GenBank genome assembly. Lineage: Eukaryota; Dinophyceae; Suessiales; Symbiodiniaceae.